AUGGUCCCAAAGGAUGAAACUCAGCCCGUGGGGAUUGUCAAGUUGCUCCUGCAUUUUGGCUGGACGUGGAUCGGUCUCAUUGCUCCAGACAGUGACACAGGAGAAAGGUUCUUGAGUGUCUUGACACCUUUGAUGAUCGACAGUGGGAUUUGUGUUGCCUUCUCAGAAAGAAUACCAGAAAAGAACCUGUACCAAGCGCCCAUCCCGAGUAAACCGUUUCUCAUGUGUAAAGAAGUCAACGAGAUCAACCGGGAUCUCAAGCUCUUACCCAACAUCACCCUGGGAUACAACAUCUAUGAGAACAAUUUAGAUGCAAGGAUGACUUCUGAUGCCAUGAUAGACCUCCUUGCAGGCGGAGGAAGCAAUAUUCCAAACUAUAACUGUGGAAAUCAGAAUAGGCUGCUGGCUGUUCUUGAAGAGGCUGAUUCUGUGAUCUCAAAGGAGAUUUCAACCGUAUCAGACAUAUACAAAGUCCCACAGCUUCACCCUUUCUUAAGAGACAUCCAGUUUUCUAAUACUUCAAUCAGCGGGCUGCAUUUUGAUGAGAACGGGAAGCUGCCAUCCAACUAUGAUAUUGAGAACUGGGUGUUGUUUCCCAAUGCGUCUCGUUGCAGGGUGAAAAUUGCGAGCACAGAGAGAGAGGCAUCCACUGACAUCAAGUUCACCAUUAACCCUGAAGCCAUUGUGUGGCCUGAGUGGUUUAACAAGACUGUGCCUCGUUCCAGGUGUACUGAAAGCUGUCGCCCUGGUUACCGGAAGGUGGCUAAGGAAGGAGAGCUGGUUUGCUGCUAUGCUUGUGCUCCGUGUGCGGAAGGGACCAUCUCCAUUCAGGAAGAUGCAGACCAAUGCAGCAAAUGUCCAGAAGACCAGCAUCCAAACAGAGCUCAAAAUCAAUGUGUACCCAAGAUUAUCAGCUUCCUGGCCUAUGAAGAAUCUUUGGGGAUCCUCCUGGUUUCCUUGACCUUGUUCUUAUCUUUAAUCACAGGCUUUCUGUUAGCAAUCUUCAUUAGAAACCUAGAGACUCCGAUAGUCAAAGCCAACAACCAGGACCUCUCCUACAUCCUCCUCGUCUCCCUCCUGCUUUCCUUUUUGUCUUCCUUCCUGUUCAUUGGCCAGCCAAGGAAAACCACCUGCCUUCUCCGACAAACUGCCUUCAGCAUCAUCUUCUCAGCUGCUGUCUCUUCUGUCUUGGCAAAAACCAUCACUGUGGUGUUGGCCUUCUUGGCCUCAAAGCCAAGGAACAGGGUGAGGAGAUGGCUGGGGAAGAGUCUGACCAACACCAUUGUCAUUUUCUGUUCCAGUGUGCAAAUUGUCAUCUGCACCAUCUGGCUGGUAAUUUCUCCCCCAUUCCCAGAUGCUGACAUGCACUCCCAGCCUGGAGCGAUUGUUCUGCAAUGCAACGAAGGAUCUGUCACCAUGUUUUAUAGUGCCCUAGGCUACAUGGGCUUCCUGGCUGCCAUCUGCUUCAUGGUGGCUUUCCUAGCCAGGAAGCUUCCUGGAGCCUUCAAUGAAGCCAAGCUGAUCACCUUCAGCAUGCUGGUCUUCUGCAGUGUUUGGGUCUCCUUUGUGCCCACCUACCUGAGCACAAAGGGGAAAUACAUGGUAGCCGUGCAGGUCUUCUCUAUCUUGGCCUCCAGUGCUGGGCUCCUGGGCUGCAUCUUCAUGCCCAAGUGCUACAUUAUUGUACUCAGGCCUGAUCUGAAUACAAAGGAGUAUGUGACAACAAAAACUAAAGAUGGCAUCUGA
This is a messenger RNA of Rhineura floridana, 1746 nucleotides long. Its product is annotated as vomeronasal type-2 receptor 26-like. The record is from RefSeq and is a predicted model, not a curated record. Gene Ontology annotation, biological process: G protein-coupled receptor signaling pathway. The transcript has 5 exons. Gene Ontology annotation, molecular function: G protein-coupled receptor activity. Bases 1 to 1746 code for a protein of 581 amino acids. Gene Ontology annotation, cellular component: membrane. NCBI's taxonomy places the organism in Eukaryota, Metazoa, Chordata, Lepidosauria, Squamata, Rhineuridae.